CGGCGGUGGUGGUAGUGUGCAGUACACGGUGCAGUAACAGCCACAGCAGGUCCAGUGGUGGCUGAGCGAGCGCAGCCUCUCACUACAGCCCACUCGGGAUAUUUUUAGCGGCUGCUUCGUGUUGCAGUGUUCAGAUCUUGUCCAUCGUUCGGAGCGGGGCUGGGGACGCACGGGCUCGUCGGUAAACGCUGCACGCGGACUUGUUUGAGUGAACGGCCAAAAGGAUAACGGGACUGACAGCGCGGGGAGGGGAGCGUUACCUCGCUUCAUCACGUAUCGCAUAUCCUGCUCCACCAGUGUCCAGCACUUUCGCGGGCUGAUAGCUGUCUGGAGGGGCCUGUCCGGACAUGGCUACCCAAGAAAACGGCACCCCCCAGGAAGAGCAGGGGCCAUCGGAGCACAGCCACCCCGAGCCAGCGUGCCUAGAGGCUCAGAAAUGGAUAGAGGCCGUCACAGGCAAAAGCUUCGGCGACAAGGACUUCCGCAGUGCGCUGGAGAACGGCAUCCUGUUAUGCGAGCUUCUCAGUGCAAUCAAGCCAGGGCUGGUCAAGAAGAUCAACAGACUGCCCACCCCUAUCGCAGGCCUGGACAACUUGUCAGUCUUCCUGCGCGGCUGUGAGGAGCUGGGAUUGAAGGGAGCGCAACUGUUUGACCCGGGGGACCUCCAGGACACUUCCAUAAGAGCCAACCUCAAGGAUUCAGACUGCAACCGCAAACUGAAAAACGUGCUGAACACAGUCUUCUGGCUCGGGAAGGCUGCCAGCGGCUGUGCUUCCUACAGUGGGCCCACACUAAACCUCAAAGAGUUUGAAGGACUGCUGGCUCAGAUGAAGCUGGAGAGUGAAGAAUCGGGGGAGAGUUCACAGAAGCGCAGCGUCAGGGACAGUGGUUAUGACUGCUGGGACUCAGAGAGGAGCGAGUCCCUGUCUCCUCCACGGCACACACGAGACAACUCCCUGGACAGCCUGGACUCAUUUGGCUCGCGCUCACAGCACAGCCCUUCUCCUGAUGUGGUGAACCGUGGCAACAGCGAUGGCGACUCUGAGGCGGACGCUGCAGGCAAGAGACCUGACGUGCGGAAAGACGACAUGCUAGCUCGCCGCACCGCCAGCAGUGAGGCCCGGAGCUCCGUCCCAUUCAACCAAUUCCUCCCAAACCGCGCUAACGCCACCACCUAUGUCCCAGGACCCAGGAGAAAGCAUCACACAGAGGAGGGCGAGCAACGCAGUCAAACUAAUCUAGAGCAAGAGAAAAAACCCGGAGGUCACUUCAGAAACCCCAAGUGUGUCACGUGGGCGCCAGAUAACAGUUUUAACCAAAGAGAGAAGCCCAUUUUGGAGGAUGAUGAAGCAGAGACGCAGGAGGCGAUGGAGCAGAAGAAGAUACAGAAAUUGCAAAAAGCAGGCAUUAAAGUGUUACCCGCUGCUGUACGAUAUAACAGCCCAGCUGCGAAAGAGGAACCGGAAGUGAGGUCUCCAUCCCCUAACAUCAUCCUGCGCAGGGACAAUGAGUUCUUGAGGACCCAGAAGGCAGCCUGGGACUCCUCUUCGGACAAUGAGGAGGUGGAGACGCAGAAGAUGCCCGAUGUGCGUAAGGACGAUUUGGCUUCGAGGAGGGCUGCACGUGGCCCUGCCCCUAAAGUCCAGCAGUUUGUCCCUCCUCCUGUCUGUAGUAACAAGGACCUGGAGCGCUGGGAGGGCAUCCGGCGUGCAUCACAGCAGACUCUGCAAGAGAGGGAGAACAGUGACAAGGAAAUGAUCCCUGACAUCAUUACCCGCAGAGAAAACCCUUUUCUAAAGCCAGCCCCUCGCACUGAUCAAGAGGAGAGUGAGGAAGAUGAAGAGGAGGAAGCAGUGAAGACUGUGCCAAAUAAACAGAAGGACGACCUGGCAUUAAGGCGGUCUCAGAGUAGGCCUCUCCCACACAGGGACGGACCAAUGAGCUUUGCCUCUGCGCCCAUGAGUCAAGCCGAUAUGCAGAAGUGGGAGAGGCUCAAGAUGUCCGACCCCAGGAGUGCGAGUAUGGGUGACAUCCUAAAUGAGGACGAGGUGGGACACUUGCCUCACAUCAGCCCAUCCCGAUACGAGCGCAUGCAGGAGCAGUACAGCAGCUUCAAAGAGGACGAGAACCAGUGGCAAGAUGACCUGGCUCGGUGGAAGAACCGCAGACGAAGUGCGUCUCAGGAUCUGAUCAAGAAGGAGGAGGAAAGGAAGAUGAUUGAGAAGAAGAUGAAGGAGGAGAGCGACAGAAGGAAAAGCAUCAAAACUUACAAAGAGAUCAUUGAGGAGAAGGAACGCAGAGAGGCGGAGCUAUGUGAAGCCUACAGGAACGCUGCAACCCCAGAAGAAGCCGCCAUGGUUCUACAGAGAUAUGCUCUUCGUUUUACUAUCAGCGAUGCCACUCUGGACAGUCUGAAAGUGCCCAGACCUGUCGUCGCAGCUACCGAUCCAGACCACGAGCAAACGGACAAGGACCUCAAGCCUUCGACACCUGUAAAAGACGAAGACUUAAAAGUUUCAGAACAGCACAAAAUGGUCAUCAAAACAGACAACAAGCACAAUACGGAACAUGUGGAAUUAACUAAAAAACAGGAAGAUAUAGUCUGUCUCUCCUCCAUCCCUACUCCACCUACCAGCCCCGUAAAGUCUCCAGAACGCGCGUUACCGUUGUUACCAGAAAAACCUGUGAGUAAACCAGCAGAGAGUCAAAGCACCGUACAGCCACAGCGGGCACCGGUGGUACAGUCUCAGGCCAAAAUCCCUUCAGCCCCUUCACCUCUACAGCGGACCCAAACGCUCCCAACCACCCCCGUGCCUCCUCCCCCCUCCAGACCUGUGCCCCUGCUGGCAGCCAAACCAUGGAGCUCACAGGCCGGAAACAAGUCAUUCAAGAUGGAUGGGCUGGUGAGAGUGAACGGAGAAGCUGCUGAAACUUCUUCCAUUCGCACUCCGCCGCUCUCCCCCAUGCGGUCACCAGAGGGAGCCAAACCUGCCACGCCCGCCUCACCUCCCACCCCUGUCUCACCCAUGAAGCCUGACAAAGAGGCCCCAUGUGAACAGACAGUGAGCGUAGAGAGGACAGUGCAGCCCCCGUCCCAUUCUCCUCCUCAGACCGAGAGGCCCCAGUCUGCCACCAGCUCUGCCAUCAGCUCUCUGAUCGGGGGCAGGAACUGUAUCAUCACCACCACCAUCGUCACAGAGCUCACACACGUGGAGCCAGUCACACCAGAGAGGCACACCAAUGGACAGGUAAAUGGCACAUCCACCUUCACUCAGGAGCCAGUGGAGGAACAGAGGAGUCCAUUAUCUCCAUUAACUAACAGCAUGCAGGACUUCUCCCCAACUACGACAGAGGCUGUAGAGGACGGCAACUUAACCACUGAGACCCCCAUGUUGAACUUGGCUAAACGUGUAAAUCACUGGGUAUGGGACCCCAAUGAGGAGCGCAAACGGCUGGAGAGGUGGCAGCAGGAGCAAGAGCGCCUCCUACAGGAGCAGUAUGAGAAGGAGCAGGAGAAGCUGAAGAAGGAGUGGGAGAGAGCGCAGUUAGAAGUGGAGGAGGAAGAAAGGAAACACAAUGAAGAGGAGAGACGCAUUCUAGAAGAAACUGUUGCUCCGCUCAACCCCACAGGCAUUCUGAGCCAGCCUGAUACACAAACUAAUAUAACCUCACCAACUGAAGUAACCAAGGCACCUAGCAGCAUUAUCCCUCUACAACACAAUGGCCAUAAGGUGCCAUUAGGAAACGAGGGGCAGCAUGCUUCUAAACUGCACUUUUUCCAAGACUCCACAUGUGAAGUAGAAGCCUCCAGAAAACAGGAGCUACUGAAGACUGAGUCUCUUGACCACAGCCCUCAGCCCAAACAGCCACAGAAUGUUAAGAGGUCUGGAUCACAUGACACAGCAGUGGGACGUCAGCAGUCUCAUCCAUCACCCCAUCCCCCAUCUCCAAGCAGAUGUGUGAGUGGGAAAAGACUAUGUUCUGGUUGUUCUCAGCCUCUGGGAAAGGGAGCGGCCAUGAUCAUUGAUACUCUGGGACUCUUUUUCCAUAUGCAGUGCUUCAAGUGUGGGGUUUGUGAUGGCCAGCUGGGUGACGCCACUGCAGGCACUGAUGUUAGGAUCCGUAAUGGACAGCUCAGUUGUCAUGAGUGCUACAUUGCGUCUCGAGGGAGAGGUCAGCCCACAACUCUAUGAUGAUGUCCUGAAAAUGCCCACCAGCUUUUCAACAUAAACAACUUACUGGAUUCCUAAAUCACAUUCUGAAUAUUUUAAACAUUUCUGGAAUCUUAUGGAAUCACUUUUCCCAAACAAACAGCACAACCAGCUUUACUGGAAUCUACAAAUGGACAAAAACACUAUUCCAAAAUUCCAGCUAUUUAUAAAUAUUUGUAGCAUGGAUUUAAUGGCUCUCUUUAACCCUUUGCACAACUAUAAUAAUGAAAAUAACUAAAUUGGAGUAGCUUGUCCAUUUGAAUGCCUUAGCCCUUCUCAUUUUCUGUUUAUGGAUUUGCAUGAACCUAAAGCUAUAUUUAAGUUAUUUUAUUCACAGAUGGAACAUUGAGAGUGUUGUAUGUGUCUUAACAAAAUAUCUUUUAUCAAUAUUUUCUAAUAUAAAUACACACUGUUGUUUUCCAAUCCAUUAUGACACUGGUUCUUGGACAUUGCUUUGACUGGAAUGCAUGUAAUUAAUAAUUUGUGUUUUUAGGGUUAUUUUCUUUCUUUUUAAGAUGUUUUAAACAUAUUGUGAAUUCUUGUUCGAAUCAGUGCCUUAUGUAAAGAAUUAGAGGGCUACUCACACAGACCUCUGGGUCAUGGCACAUUGUGAGAGACCGAAGUGCAUGUGUGUUGGAGUCAUGCAUGUAGAAAGUAUGUAUGCAGUGACUUGAAGCUCCAUACCAGCAUUUCUCCGUCUACACUCACCUUGUUCAUCAGAAGGCUUAAACCAAUGACAGUACUUGCUGCUCUUUUGUCAAUGCUCACCAUAACUGGACACACAAUAUCAAAUCAUGACUGGAAGAGGUGCAGAAUUGUCUUUUAUAGCAAG
Molecule: messenger RNA, 5043 nt
Organism: Boleophthalmus pectinirostris (great blue-spotted mudskipper)
Lineage: Eukaryota; Metazoa; Chordata; Actinopteri; Gobiiformes; Gobiidae
Product: LIM and calponin homology domains-containing protein 1-like
Exons: 26
Coding region: 348-4193 (1281 amino acids)
Biological process (GO): positive regulation of stress fiber assembly; regulation of focal adhesion assembly
Cellular component (GO): stress fiber
Molecular function (GO): myosin II head/neck binding
Source: RefSeq, a predicted model, not a curated record